Molecule: messenger RNA, 2341 nt
Organism: Theobroma umbraticum
Lineage: Eukaryota; Viridiplantae; Streptophyta; Magnoliopsida; Malvales; Malvaceae
Gene: ADA2B
Product: ADA2 2B
Biological process (GO): regulation of transcription by RNA polymerase II; chromatin remodeling
Cellular component (GO): nucleus
Molecular function (GO): protein binding; zinc ion binding; chromatin binding
Source: RefSeq, a predicted model, not a curated record
UCAUACCUCGCACACUUAAGAGCUAUAAGAACCAGACAGAACAGAACAGAAUGGAAAAAAGGGGGAAGAGGUGAAACUCAGCUGUUUCUGUUUCUGUUUCUGUUCCUGUGUUUGUAGAUAUGAGUUUGUUGAAGGCUUAAAAUGUUGUCUGGCAGUAUGCAAAUCUGCUGCCAGUGAAUUAGUAGACUAUGUUGUAUAGAUAGAAACAAACUCAACUCAUUCAAUGCUGAAUCCUGAUAAAGAUUCAACAAAUCUGAAAGAACUUAUGAAUUUGAGCAAAACCCAAUCAAAUUCCAUCACCCUUUUUUGUAAGGUUGUUGUACUUACCAAAUUUCCUCGUCCAAGUUUUACACUUUCCUGAGGAACUAGGGUUCAGUCUUGCUGUAUAAAUACCAGGCUCUGCUGUUUGUUGCUAGUAAGCAAAACCGAAACGCUUAAUUAUACAGGUAAACGGGAGCUCGCUCAACUUCUAAUGGGUCGUUCUCGCGGGAAUUUUCACUCUGCUGAUGAGGACCCCACCCAGAGAUCAAGGAGAAAAAAGAAUGCAUCUGCUGGAGAAAAUUUAGAAUCUUCAUCUUCAGGUCAAGGAACACAUGAUGGGAAAAGGGCUUUAUACCACUGCAAUUAUUGCAACAAAGACAUCACAGGAAAGAUCCGUAUCAAGUGUGCUGUGUGUCCUGAUUUUGACCUAUGCAUAGAGUGCUUUUCUGUUGGUGCUGAGGUUACACCUCACAAAAGCAACCAUCCUUACCGGGUCAUGGACAAUUUAUCUUUUCCUCUUAUCUGUCCUGACUGGAAUGCAGAUGAUGAAAUAUUGCUUCUAGAGGGAAUUGAAAUGUAUGGCCUCGGAAACUGGGCGGAAGUUGCUGAGCAUGUUGGGACAAAGACUAAGGAAAAGUGCAUUGAACACUAUGAUAAUGUUUAUAUGAAGUCCCCAUUCUUUCCUCUUCCUGACAUGUCUCAUGUUGUUGGAAAAAAUAGAAAAGAGCUUCUUGCAAUGGCUAAAGGGCAUGGUGAGGACAAGAAAGGGUCUUCAAUGCUUGGGGAGCUGACAGUAAAAGAAGAAUCUCCUUUUUCACCUUCAAGAGUCAAAGUUGAAGGUGGUCCUUCGGGCCGAUUACUCUCUGGCUUAAAUGCAGAUGUAGAGUCUGGGGUACGUUCUAGCAGCAGCAGUACAGCACCAGCAGCUGUUAGCAAGGCAUCAAACAUGGCCCAGGUUAAAGAUGGCAAUGUUAAAAUGGAAGAUCCUCAAAUGGACAGAAAGGGAAAGAAGCCUAAUUCUUUGGGAAAUGAUGGUCUAGUUGAGUUGAGUGGUUAUAACCCCAAAAGGCAAGAGUUUGAUCCAGAGUAUGACAAUGAUGCUGAGCAGUUACUGGCUGAUAUGGAAUUUAAGGACACUGACACCGAGGAAGAGCGUGAGAUUAAGCUGCGAGUGUUGCGUAUCUAUUCAAAGAGGCUGGAUGAGAGGAAGCGUAGAAAGGAUUUCAUACUAGAACGAAAUUUGUUAUAUCCCAAUCCUUUUGAAAAAGACUUAACUCCUGAGGAGAUUGCACUAUGUCGACGUUAUGAUGUCUUCAUGCGCUUUCUUUCAAAGGAAGAACAUGAGGAUUUGCUUCAGACUAUUGUUGCUGAGCACCGGACUUUAAAAAGAAUUGAAGAACUCAAGGAAGCCCGAGCAGCUGGUUGUCGUACAUCAGCUGAGGCAGAUCGAUAUCUCGAACUAAAGAGGAAAAGGGAAGCUGAAGAGAGUUCUCAUAGAGCAAAAGAUGGUGUCCAAGUUAAUCCAAGUGGGCAGGGGGGCCCAAACUCAUUCAUGGCUUCAGAGUCUGUAGCCAAGGACUCAAAUUCAAGACCAACGGCGCAGGCUUCUUCAAGCUUUGCUACUGAUUUGGACAUAAUGGGAUUUAGCGAAACACAACUACUGUCUGAAGCUGAGAAGCGGCUGUGUGGUGAGAUUCGCUUGCCUCCACCUCUGUAUUUAAGGAUGCUACAGAUCAUUUCGGAAGAGAUCUUCAAUGGCAAUGUCACCAAGAAAUCUGAUGCUCAUCGCUUGUUCAAGCUGGACCCAAGCAAGACUGAUAGAGUUUACGAUAUGUUGGUCAAGAAGGGGAUUGCUCCACCAUGACUCCCAAUUUGAUCUCACAUCACAUUGUUUAGCUUCUACUGCUUCCUAGCAGUAACAUUUCCAUUUCUUGAACUCUUUUUAUUUACUUGGACCUUUGUUUAGAUUCACCAUGUUUAUGUUUUAGAACCACAGAAAUUAUAACAGUCUAGUGUUUGUUCCAUUAAGCAUGGAGUAAUUUAAAGUAUUGUUUACCGUCCUACAGCUCAGCUGUAUCAA